Messenger RNA from Cantharellus anzutake, 2691 nucleotides. RefSeq lists its product as uncharacterized. The transcript has 2 exons. NCBI's taxonomy places the organism in Eukaryota, Fungi, Basidiomycota, Agaricomycetes, Cantharellales, Hydnaceae. Gene Ontology annotation, cellular component: RNA polymerase II transcription regulator complex. The coding region runs from base 1 to 2691 and encodes 896 amino acids. Gene Ontology annotation, molecular function: DNA-binding transcription activator activity, RNA polymerase II-specific; transcription cis-regulatory region binding. The record is from RefSeq and is a predicted model, not a curated record.
AUGUCGAGUAGCACCUUAGCUACUCCCUCCUUCCUACCUUCACCCCGAUCGCCAAGUAUGGACGACAUCAUCGAUUUGUCCGCUUUCGGAGGUCCUUCUUCAUCUCGUGAAUCAUCUCCAGCUCUCCGUCUCCCUUCAACGCCUCCUCCAAUGGAUCCGACCUUCACCGACGCCUUUUACCAAUCUUUCCUCAACAAUCUCGGUCCCUUGACGUCUUCCAACUCGGCGACAAUGGGCACUGCCCCGACAAAACUAUCCUCGGAACUUGUCGAUGGUAGCACACUUUUACCUGAUUCACCAAGUAGCCCAAGCAACGCUCGUCUUUGGGAUUUCGAUCGAUAUCUUUCAUCCUCUUCGUCCUUUUCAAAUUCAAACAUGUUCCUAACGAACGAGUCGUCUAACCACCCUCUGGACGAGAUACCCCUUUUUUCGUCUUACGCGCCUAACAGUCCUCCGCUAACCGUCAUCACUUCUCCCAGUGUCAGCGCCCCUUCACCGUUUAGCCAUUCCCAUCACUCUACGACGAUAACGGCGACAAAUGGAUCCACCACUAAUCCAGAACUUGGUCAUGCUCAAUUCGCUAUCGAUCCCAUGCUCGUGGCGACUCCUAGUGCCGGCGCAGUUAAUUACCCGAAUGGGAUGACUCCUAGUUCUUUGGACGGAAGCACGCCUUCUUCCACGCUUUCCGCUUCUUCCGCCGUGAGUGUGAAAAAGGAGCGUCAAUCACCUGUUUCCCUAAGUCGUUCGGGUGCCGGUGGGAACUCUCGUGCUCAGUCCGUUGGGGAAGAGGAAGAGGAAGAAGAAAGCGAUGAAGAAGAAAUGUCUCUUUCCCCCUUUUCUGCUGCGGACGUUCCCAAAUCGAAUGGUGGGAAUGGUGGGACCGGGAACAUUGGGGCCGGUCCUGGCGGCGUGGGGAAAGGGAGGAAAAGUGCUUCCGGCAUCGUUCAGAGUGGGGGCGUGAGCAAAAGGGUGACUUCUGCUGUUGUGGCCCCUGCCGAUGGUCCUGUUGAUCCGGAUGAUUGGAGACCAACUCCCGAGGAAUAUAAAAAGUUGUCUAGCAAGGAGAAAAGACAGCUUAGGAAUAAGAUUAGCGCUAGGAAUUUCCGUGUUAGGAGGAAAGAAUAUAUCUCUACACUGGAAUCUCACAUCGCUGACCGGGAUCGUAUCAUCGACACCAUACGAGAGGAACUAGGUCAAUCAAAAACAGAGAACAAUGAACUUCGACAAGAAGUCGAGACGCUUAAACGUGCCCUCCUUGAGGGUCGUUCGUCCGUCCAGGGAUUAGGUCUCCCUCCACCUGUGCCUCUCGAUGCCAAUGGAAACCCUGUCACGGCUGCUGUAACGUCGUCACCCGCGACAAAUACUCGCCGCGCUGCUGCAACAUCGCAAUUCAGUAAACCGAAUACGAGGAAGGAUGUCUCUGCUACGCCUGGUUCGCCUAGAUCGGGACGAGCGUUCUGGGGUGGAGCUGCUUCGCUUGGAGGCGUCACACCUGUUCAUGCGACGCUUGUCCCUGAUUACGAAUUCCCGCCGCUGUCAGAAAAUGGAGGGACUGGUGCUAGGAAAGGGUCAACAGGUGCUUUACCCAGUUCUGCCUACGUUCCACCUUUGUUGGGUAUGGGUGGACUAGGUGCGAAUUCAGGGAGUAUCUCUAGUUUGUUGAGUGGGAAGAGGAGCGUCGGGGUUGCGAGUGCGAGUGCGUUUUACAGGGAGCAGGAGAAUUUGAACCCGCUUUUGAACCAGAUUCCGCCCAAGCCUACUCAGGCCAAUGGGGGCGCUACGGGACCAGGUGGAAAGAGUGGUGGAUGGCCAAGAUCGGAUGCGCUUUUGGACGUCAAUCCGUUUACGAUCAAGAGUACGGAUGAUUAUAGAAUGCAUCUUUGGGCUCAACUUACUCGCGAGGCGAGUGCUCGGAAGCAACAACAGCAGCAACAAUCGCAAUUGCACUCGAUUACCGGACAAAUUCAUCCACUUCCUGGUGCAGGGAUGAAUAACGCGCCGGUGACGAACGGGCUGUUGGAGGCGUUGAAACCCGCCUGGCACGUCGCUUCUGGUGUGACCGGUGAGAAGGAUGGCAAGACGCCUAGCAGUCCCAAGUCAACGCUUGCAGCACUGUUAUCGGGGAAGACUACUUCUCCCACGUCGUCAACGCCCAGCUCUCCUUGGGGACUGCUUUCUCCUCCUUCAUCACCUCGUUCGAGCGUCUCGUCUCUUCACUUGACGCCGCAACAACAGCAACACCAGCCGACGCAACAACAGGCACUCGCCGCUACGCUUGCAAGCGGAUCGUUGCUUUCUCGAUUGGGGAGUUCUUUCUGGGAUGCGUUUACGGGUACAAGUGUUUCCAACCCUGCUCUCUCUACGUCCACGUCGACACCCACUACCACUGCGUCGGCUACGCCUGGGGCUACGAUGAAGGGUGCAUGGGAUGUGGAGAAGGUGAAGAAGGUCCUUGAUGGGAGGGCUGUCGUUCGCGUUGUGGAUGUCGAAAGGCUUUAUCUGUUGGAUGAGAAGAAGGCUGUAGGUGCGGGCGCAAGCGCGGGUAGUGGGUUGGAUGGGUUGGAGGAGAAGAUGGGCAAGAUGGCAUUGGGUGGUUCGACAAGUGCGGUGGUGGUGGCGGGUGAGGAGUGUCAUAAGAAGGGGAAUGCUUGUACUUGCCGGCCGCCUAUCUUUACGAACUUGAGGGGGUGA